GAAUACCUGGAAACAGCAGAGAAAAAUACGGAAAAAAUUAAUGUCCUUGAAAAAAGACGUGAGAAAUUGGCCCUUGAAAAUGUUUCUGUGAAAAAUAUGUUAACACAGGUUCAGAAGGAGCAUUCAUCUCUCCUGGCAGCCUGUGCACUAUUGGCAGGGGCCCUUUAUCCUCUCUAUGGCCGAUGGUGUGCUAUGUCUUCCCAAAGAGACCUUCUCCAAGAUCAGGUCAACAUUUAUGAAUUAGUGAACCAGGAGAUUAGGACCCUAGUUCAUGCUCUCUCUGAUGUAGAGGAUAACAAUCAAGAUGAAGUGAAAAGAAAAUUCAAAGGCCUGACUCGCGUGUUCCGAAGAGGUGUGAUUGCAGUUUUGGCAGCUAACAGACUUAAAGUUUUAGCCCAGUCUUCUAGUUCUCUCUUCUCCUGGGUAAAUGGCUUCAAAGGCGGCGUUGGAAUUCUAGUUUGUAUAGGAGACUCCAAAGGCAAGCGUAAUCUGUCAAGUCGUGAAGAGGAACAAAUUCACUGUGUUGAAGCACUCAGCUGGUUUACUAGUUCUAACCUCCUUGCUGCAAUAAUCAGUUCUGUCACUGAAUUACAGGAUGUUGUUAACAAAACAGAUCCAAAGCCCUGGCUUUCUGGACAUUUACUUGUAAGUGCAGCCAGGAGCUCCUUUUCAAAACUUAUGGACAAGCUGAAUGUAAUAAUGGAGACUGUUCCACUGAACAGCAGCAGGAGCAUUACUUACCCAGAGAAAGACUCCUUGGUACAGAGGCUGGCUCAGGGACUUAAUAAAAUAAAUACCCAGGCCCUGGAAGCUGGUUUUUGUGACAGACUACCCAUUAUGAAAAGUGUAGCAUCCUUGCAGAAGCAAGUAUUUGAAUUUACACAAAGACUUCAUACAGCAGAGGUGGAACGCCGCUCAUUGCGCCUAAAACUUGCAGAAUUGAAAUGGAAUUUCAGUGAGAUGAAAAAAGAAGCUGACAAAGCCCAGAGCUUGCAAGAGCAAUUAAAUGCAUUAAAGCAGUCUAAAUUGAUCACCCAUGAGAGGUUUGAAAGUGCAUGUGAAGAACUGAAUAGUGCAUUACGUUGGGAGCAUCAGGCACAAGUGCUUUUGAAUGAACAGGCGCAGCAGCUCCAGGAGUUAAAUAAUAAGCUGGAAUUGCACUCCAGUGAAGAAGCUGAUAAAAACGAAGUCUUAAGUGAAACAGUAAAGAGACUCUCCGAGGCAAAGAUGGAGCUGAGAAGAAAAGAUCAAUCUCUGCGUCAGCUCGAUAGACUUCUUACCCAGCUGGAGCAGGACAACCGUCGACUGAAAGAGAGCAUCCGUGAUGCAGAGAGUGCCCUCUGCAUGGCAGCGAAAGACAAAGAAUUGAUUAUUAGUCAUAUGAAAUUUGUGGAAGACACUCUUCAUAAG
Tauraco erythrolophus (red-crested turaco) is the source of this 1410-nucleotide messenger RNA. NCBI's taxonomy places the organism in Eukaryota, Metazoa, Chordata, Aves, Musophagiformes, Musophagidae. The record is from RefSeq and is a predicted model, not a curated record.